GAACUUUAUCACGUAUGAAUCAUGUCUUCAAAGAGGGCGCCUCGCUCCGCAGAAUCGCCGCUUGCUGACGUUUUUGGGCUGUCAUGUGAUUAGCAGGGUUCAAUGAGAGCUGUUUGCCCCACCCAUCUCCUCAACGCUGUCUAUCUCAAUGUACAAUUUACUGAGAAAAGGAAAUAAUCGCUAAAAAUACACCCUCGAAAAGGAUCCAUUCGCCACAAUUGGGGAUUCAGUGCGCUCCGUCCGUAGGGAAUCCAUCACUGUCGUUUUGGUGUCGGAUUUAUCUUCACGUUUCCAAAUGCACAUGAUCUAAGAAGGAUUCAAGAAGGAUACAAAGCGUAGCCUGACAGCGGACUCUGACUGCCGAUAACCGGUACGUUAAAAUAUCGACGGAAUCGCUAGCAUUUGCAUCUGCGGUUGAAAGAACCGUAAGGAUCGCCGCUCGCGUCAAAGCAAAGCCUACGGAUGUGAGGAGAAAUUCAAAUUACGGUAACGGAGAAGACGAAGAAGGGCCUCGUUUGAUUUGGACAAGCCGAAAAAAAGCGAUCAGUCACCGUGAGCAGAACAGGAGGGAAAAUAGCGUCAACCCGAAGGAACAUUUUUCAGCAGCACCGCCGUAUUUUUCUCGUAGACAACGUCGUUUCGUAACGGAGUUAAAAGGUUCAUGUCGGCCACGGCGCAGGGCGGAACGAUCCACAUGCCGUCAUUUUGGUGGAAAUAUUUAUUUUUUUAAUUUGUAGCCACCCUUUCUAUCUCGUCCUGCCCGUCUCGUUGCAUCGGCAAGCGGAUUCGACAGAAACAAACCGAAAGAAUCGCGUUUUGUGGAGCUAUUCAUGAUUUUAAUAGGAGUCGCUCGUUAUCUCGGGAAACCGACCAUGGAUUCGCGACGGGAAAUUUGCUAAAUCGCCGUCGUGGGGAAGCCGAGAUCAUUCAUGUAACGUCGAAGGCUUCGCUGGAUGCACAUCCACACACCGAAAUCAAAUAUUUUAUAGCAGCAAAGCGCUCGACAAGACUCGGCCAUCUGUAGGCCGGCCUAGUGUUUUCACCACCACCCAUUCUCGCCAAUACCAGUCACCCAGAGCUUUCACAUUUCCCCGUGCUCCCCUCCUGCCCUUAACAACGAAAUCCGGGGAAGCUAUGUGCAUACAAGUAUAAAUGUCCCGGUUUUCCAUCAAAGUGUUCUGAUCGGAGGACAAUCGAGGAAUUUGGAUCAUUUAUUCAUACGGUAGAUACACCCCACACCCACCCCAAAACUUUUCUUGGGUUUUUGGGAAAAUGGGUUGUUUGGGCAACAGUAAGACUGAGGACCAACGAAAUGAGGAGAAGGCCCAGCGAGAAGCUAACAAAAAGAUAGAGAAACAGCUCCAGAAAGACAAACAGAUCUACAGAGCAACUCAUCGACUACUACUGUUAGGGGCUGGAGAAUCGGGGAAGAGCACCAUAGUCAAACAGAUGCGCAUUUUACACGUUAAUGGCUUCAAUGCUGAAGAGAAAAAACAGAAAAUUCAUGACAUCAAGAAUAAUAUAAAAGAAGCUAUAGAGACUAUUGUGACGGCAAUGUCCGUGUUGGUACCUCCAGUCCAGUUAGCCUGCUCUGCAAAUAAGUUUAGAAUUGAUUACAUCCUCAAUUUAGCUAAUCAGAAGGACUUUGAAUUCACACCGGAAUUUUAUGAACACACAAAGACCUUGUGGCAGGAUGAAGGGGUGAGAGCUUGCUUCGAAAGAUCCAAUGAAUAUCAACUGAUUGACUGCGCACAGUAUUUCCUGGACAGGAUUGACACUGUGAAACAGAGUGACUAUACUCCCACUGAUCAGGACUUGCUCAGAUGCAGAGUUCUGACUUCCGGGAUCUUUGAGACAAGAUUCCAAGUGGACAAAGUUAAUUUUCAUAUGUUUGAUGUUGGCGGCCAGAGAGACGAACGCAGGAAAUGGAUCCAAUGUUUUAAUGAUGUGACAGCCAUCAUUUUCGUGGUAGCCAGCAGCAGUUAUAACAUGGUGCUCAGAGAGGACAAUCAGACCAACAGACUCCAGGAGGCACUUAACCUGUUCAAGAACAUCUGGAAUAACAGGUGGCUUCGAACUAUUUCUGUCAUUCUGUUCCUAAACAAGCAGGACUUGCUGGCUGAGAAGGUUUUGGCGGGAAAAUCAAAAAUUGAGGAUUACUUUCCAGAGUUUGCACGCUACACUACACCAGAUGAUGCAACACCAGAGCAAGGGGAAGAUCCACGAGUUACAAGAGCAAAAUAUUUCAUCCGAGAUGAGUUCUUGAGGAUCAGUACAGCGAGUGGAGAUGGCCGGCACUACUGCUACCCCCACUUCACCUGUGCCGUGGACACAGAAAACAUCAGCCGAGUGUUUAACGACUGCAGAGACAUCAUCCAGCGCAUGCACCUACGACAGUACGAACUCUUGUGAUUGCAGCAGGGAUGACAGGACGCCAACUCACCACCUGAACUUUCUUUAGGCCCCCCUGCCCUACAUCACGCCCCAAUAUCAAACCACGAACCUUCAAACUGAUGAGUCCCCACCUCUUACACUUAAACACACACACAUAUAUAUAAUAUAGACAUACAUACAUACACACACGGCCUUUCUACAUCCUGAGUGACUAGGGGCUGGGGCAAGGGGACACACUGUGUUACUGAUGAAAGCAUGGCUGUGAUAUCUGGCAAAAAGACAUGUUAACAGCCAAGGACUACCGAUGUUAAUAAAGAGAGAGAGGAAAAUAAAACAUGUGAGAGGGAGAGGGAGGGGGGAGAAAAGAGGGAAGAAAGAAAGGUGUCCAGAACUGCUCAGGACAAGGAAGCCAUUUCGUACACAUACAGACACAUAAUGCGUCCAGCUAAACUCCUGACCCGCAGUCCUAUGUAUGUUACACGUCAAACCUGUCUCUUUUUUUUUUAAAUCUGCCUAAACACACGUUACUUGUAUUGAUGCGCACGCACAAGACAUACACACGCUAUUCUUAUCCUACACUGUUUUGGUCCUGUUGAACGUUUAGUGCCUGUGCGAGCCUGGCGCAUCCCCCUCACCUUUUUCCCAUUUCCCCUUUCCCAAAACCACAUCCCACCCCCAAAGGUGGACCGACCCCACCUGAGGGGAGCAAAACGAUGGACCGUAUGUUAGAACAAAACAAAAAAACAGAAUGUAGAGCAAAAUGUC
Molecule: messenger RNA, 3159 nt
Organism: Carassius carassius (crucian carp)
Lineage: Eukaryota; Metazoa; Chordata; Actinopteri; Cypriniformes; Cyprinidae
Product: guanine nucleotide-binding protein G(s) subunit alpha-like
Exons: 12
Coding region: 1273-2412 (379 amino acids)
Biological process (GO): adenylate cyclase-activating dopamine receptor signaling pathway; sensory perception of chemical stimulus
Cellular component (GO): heterotrimeric G-protein complex
Molecular function (GO): GTP binding; corticotropin-releasing hormone receptor 1 binding; mu-type opioid receptor binding
Source: RefSeq, a predicted model, not a curated record